This is a messenger RNA of Eublepharis macularius, 4103 nucleotides long. It is a transcript of the gene IRF2BP1, whose product is annotated as interferon regulatory factor 2 binding protein 1. Gene Ontology annotation, cellular component: nucleus. Gene Ontology annotation, biological process: regulation of transcription by RNA polymerase II. Gene Ontology annotation, molecular function: transcription corepressor activity. The transcript has a single exon. The record is from RefSeq and is a predicted model, not a curated record. Lineage: Eukaryota; Metazoa; Chordata; Lepidosauria; Squamata; Eublepharidae. Bases 191 to 1981 code for a protein of 596 amino acids.
GAGGCAGGCGAGAGGGGACCCGCUGCCCCCCGCCUCCCUCCUCCCGGCCGCCCUCCCGCUCCCGCCUGCCUCGCGGGCCCUGCGCGGGUGCUGCUCGGGCCCUUCCCGGCGCGCAGGUGCCGCCCGGCGCGCCCCACCUGCCCGCCCGCCCGCCCGCCCGGCGCUGGCCCGCGCCCGCGCGCGCGGCAAGAUGUCCUCGGCGGCGCCGGCCUCGCGCAGACAAUGGUGCUACUUGUGCGACCUGCCCAAGAUGCCGUGGGCCAUGAUCUGGGACUUCAGCGAGGCCGUGUGCCGCGGCUGCGUCAACUUCGAGGGCGCCGACCGCAUCGAGUUCCUCAUCGAGACGGCGCGGCAGCUGAAGCGCAACCACGUCCUGCAGGAGGGCCGCUCGCCGGGCCCGCAGGGCGCCGCCAAGCACCCCAAGGACGCGCCGGCCCUGGAGCGCUACGAGCGCGGCCGCCUGGCCGGCGACUACGCCCUCAGCCCGCGCCUGCCCAACGGCCUGCCCCGCGCCGGCGAGGAGGGCGAGGGCAGCCGCCAGAGCCCCACGGCCCGCCGCGCCCUGCUGGGGGCGGUGCCGCCCAGCCUGGUGCCCCAGGGCCUGCUGGGGGGCCCGCAGGGCCUGCUGGCUGCCGUCUCCGGCCUGGGCGGCCGCCCCGCCGCCCUGGCCAUGGCCUCCCCCAUCCUGGGCGAGCUGGCCAAGCCGGCCCGGGCCGCCUACGGCGACUACGAGAAGGAGAAGCGCAACGCCGAGUGCCUGGCCGAGCUGAACGAGGCCAUGCGCGGCCGCGCCGAGGAGUGGCACGGCAAGCCCAAGGCCGUGCGCGAGCAGCUGCUGGCCCUCUACGGCUGCGCCCCCUUCAACGUGCGCUUCAAGAAGGACCACUCGCUGGUGGGCAGGAUCUUCGCCUUCGACGCCGCCGCCCGGCCCGGCUACGAGUACGAGCUGAAGCUCUUCACCGAGUACCCCUGCGGCACCGGCAACGUCUACGCCGGCGUGCUGGGGGUGGCCAAGCAGAUGUUCCAAGACUGCCUGAAGGACCCCGGCAAAGUCAUCUCCUCCGGUUACAAGUACCUGGAAUACGAGAAGCGCCACGGCUCCGGAGACUGGCGCCUUCUGGGCGAGCUCUUCACCGAAGGCGUGCGCUUCUUCCGAGAAUCCCUCGCUCCGGACGCCGUGCCCCAACAGUUCAUAGACAGCAACUAUGCCAUGCCACCCAGCCUCCUUUUGAGGGCUGUGCCCCCGCCCCGGGCUGUCACCCGGAGGCGCAAGGCCUCCCCGGAACCUGAGGGAGAAGUGACGGGCAAGCUGACUGGCGAGGAACAGCAACAGAGGCAGCAUUGGCUGCCCCAAGGAUCCAGCGGCAUCUACCCUUCUGGCAUGGCCCACCUGCCAACAUCAGCCAGCCAGGGGCCUUUGCCUGAGGGAUCGUUGCGAAACGAUCCUUCGCCCAUCACUGCCCUUAAGAAUGUGGCCGACACGCUGGGGAACAAGGAGGUCAACCCGGUCCACUCCACCACCGCCCGGCAAAACAGCGCUAGUCCAGCAUCACCUGCGGCAUCUGGACAGCACCGACUGGUGCCACGCAACGGCGAGCCAGGCCAAGCUACCACCACCUCCUCCUCUUCUUCCUCCUCUUCCUCUGGGGCCCAUUCCUCUGCGGGGGUCGAGCCCAGCGGCACACAGAGCGCCCCUGAUUCCUCAGGAGGGGCCAGCAGUGCUCCGCUCUGCUGCACCAUCUGCCACGAGAGGCUGGAAGAUACCCACUUCGUCCAAUGCCCUUCAGUGCCCGGGCACAAGUUCUGUUUCCCUUGUUCCCGGGAUUUCAUUAAGGCCCAAGGAGCAGCUGGAGAAGUGUAUUGCCCAAGUGGGGAGAAGUGCCCCCUGGUGGGAUCCAACGUCCCCUGGGCCUUCAUGCAGGGCGAGAUUGCCACGAUCUUAGCCGGGGAUGUGAAAGUAAAAAAAGAGCAUGAUCCAUGAAAAGGGACAACGGCCAGGAUCCGGGACGUCGCGCCAGGGGUUGCCCACCUGUACCCAUCUUCCCCAUAUCCUCCACUGUGGCAGUGACUGGAAGUAGUAACUUAUCCCCCCCCACCCGAAGCCCUCUUUAACCUGCUGGGGACUGAGGCAUUGUAUAUAAAUCUAUUUUUUAAAUAUUUCCAUAGCAAGCUUAUAUAUGAAGCCACAUCUAUGUAACCUACUACAAUGGGCAGGGGCGGGAGGGAUGGGUAAUCAUUUUUGCUACUUAGUAGUGUAACGGGAAAGGAGAUUCUUAAACUGGGGUGGGGGGAGGAGGCAUUUGGCUAGGAACGGGAUUGGGGCUCUGGCUGUUAAUAACUAAAGUUUUCCAGGGACUGCCCUGGCUACCUGGAGGCAGAAGCGAGAUCAGGGAAGAGGGCCAAGUCGAAAACAGAAACACUGCAAAGAUUGGCUGUGGGAAUCCAGGCUCUGAGACCCAACCCAAGCCACUUUGGGUACAGGUUGUGGUUCUGUUACUAUUAUUAGGGCAGAAUUGGUACCCGUGCUUCUUUGGAAGGCACAUUUUCCACCACGUCAGUGGCUUUAGGCUGCUUAUCUCCACCCUGGAGAGAAUGUAAAGAUUAACUUGCUAGUCUGUCUCAUGUAGAAAUCUGUUCCGAACAUUGGCCAGUCUGUAUUGAUGCUCAGAGGCAGGGCAUGAAAGAAGCGAGAAUCAGCCCCUUUCGUUUGUGUCCAGCAGCUGAUAUUCCAGGGUAGAUUGCCUCUGAUCAGGGAGGCUCCAUUUAGCUACCAUGGGCAAUGACUGAUGAAACCCUUUGUAUUGAGUGGCCUGGGCUGUUGUCAGGGUCUGUACCCGUGCUUUGGUAGGCAGCAUAGAGGAGGCAUUUCUUAAAAAUGGGAAGAGGGUAGUCAUUCAGUUAUCAGAUUGUUCCACCUAACACACACUCACUCCACCUAAACAUUCCAUAGCUUGGAUUCCUAACUCUCUUCUUCCCAAACCAUAAAAUCUUUGCAAUACCAGCCCUUAAACUCUAUGGAUGCCACUUAACCCUGAGCACAGCUGCUCUUUCGCCUGCCCACUUCAGUCCCAGGUUCUGAACCAGCCUCACUUUUGCCAAUUCACCUUGGGCCCUUUGUUAGUCACUGAAUCUAUGGGGCAGUCCUAAACCUGUGCAAUUUAGAGUCCAGAAUUCUGUGCUAGCUGUCUUGGAUGUGGUUUACUAGCAUAUAGGUGGGAUUCAUGUGGGAAUGCUACAGAAGCAAGAGGGUUUAAAAAAUGAAGGGUAUAUGGGGUGUGCAGGAGACGGAAAAGUGCCUCGUGUAGAUUUGGGGGGGGGAGGGGUAUUAUUUUUCAUACCAAAAGACUAAAGCAUGCACACCAAAAACAAUUUUUUAAUUACACGAUUUUAGGGGAGGGGUGAACUGGGGACGAGCACAGGGGUCUGCUUAAAUAGAACGUGAUCCACUGGGACAUUCCAUGCCAGAACAUCCCACUGGCUCAUGGCCUCUCUAAGGGUGCCCAGAUCCCCCGUGGCCAAAAGGGAAUUAGAAAUCUUAAUUUUUCAUCUCUGAUUUCUACCCUUUUUCAUGCCAAAACAGUCCCAUCACUGGACCUCUUUGCCUGAUGCAGCAAUGGGUGAGGGGAAAGACUGAUACAUCCCUUUCAUAGUUUAAUUUCCAGCACCAACCAAAAGAAAAAAAAAGUCACGAAGAUGAGAAGGGAACAGAUCCCGAGAUGGAAGGAUUAUAUUUGGGGAGAGUUGGGGAGGGGAAGGAAUGAUCGUUUCUCAGCUGGAUGGGGAAAUGGCCAUAAAUCAGCAAGGGGGAGGGGGGCUAGCACUCAUUGUGAUGUGAUUGGGGGGCCCAAGGGGCUAACAGUGGAGCCCCCCAUCAUGCCAAUCUUGUAUGGUUUUUGACAUCUGUUUCAAUUACUGGCAAAUGACUCUACCAGUCUUGUGUGGGUUUUUUGUGUUGGGGAGGGGAGGGAAACAGGGAGGGGAGGGCAAACGGACUGGGCAAUCAAAUGCCUACAUUACAGACAGCAGGGAGGGAGAGAGACAUUGAAUUGUUUUGUAUUUCUUUUACUUGUUUCUGUCAAUAAACUUGAUAAUCUUUUUUUCCA